This is a messenger RNA of Oncorhynchus nerka (sockeye salmon), 1150 nucleotides long. RefSeq lists its product as uncharacterized. The transcript is spliced from 3 exons. The record is from RefSeq and is a predicted model, not a curated record. NCBI's taxonomy places the organism in Eukaryota, Metazoa, Chordata, Actinopteri, Salmoniformes, Salmonidae. The annotation marks the transcript as partial.
UUUAUAGAGGGGUUCAGGAAGAUCUGUGAAGGCCCCAGUCCUAAAAUGUUAUGUGUCUUUGAUUAGGUGUGUUUAUAGAGGGGUUCAGGAAGAUCUGUGAAGGCCACAGUCCUAAAAUGUUAUGUUUCUAUGAUUAGGUGUGUUUAUAGAGGGUUCAGGAAGAUCUGUGAAGGCCACAGUCCUAAAAUGUUAUGUUUCUAUGAUUAGGUGUGUUUAUAGAGGGUUCAGGAAGAUCUGUGAAGGAUGUGUCUUUGAUUAGGUGUGUUUAUAGAGGGGUUCAGGAAGAUCUGUGAAGGCCCCAGUCCAAACAAUAAGCUGAAGCAAAACUGUGUCGCGAAGCUCAAGAGUGUGCUGCAAUUUUUGAAGUUCAUGGCGAAGGAUGAGAAAUAUCCAUCCACUCUCAGUUUCCUGGCACACCGGGACAACAUGAGGAGAUGGUUUCAGACCCUUCAGCAGAACAAGGCCGUCGCCACGGUCAACCACUACACCUCGACUAUCGGUGCAUUUCUCCAAUACUCCGAGGAGACCCCUCCGCCCGGCUGCCGGCUGACCAAAAACCACUGGAAGGACAUCAACAGGGCCAUGAAGGAGAUCAACAAGUCAGUGAAAGGAGCCGUCUCCAACCAGGAAGGCAAGGGGGUGUCCACAAAGAGCCUGCUGGAGUGCAAGGGGGUGUCUACAAAGAGCCUGCUGGAGUGCAAGGGGGUGUCCACAAAGAGCCUGCUGGAGUGCAAGGGGGUGUCUACAAAGAGCCUGCUGGAGUGCAAGGGGGUGUCCACAAAGAGCCUGCUGGAGUGCAAGGGCCUGCUGGAGUGCAAGGGGGUGUCUACAAAGAGCCUGCUGGAGUGCAAGGGGGUGUCCACAAAGAGCCUGCUGGAGUGCAAGGGGGUGUCUACAAAGAGCCUGCUGGAGUGCAAGGGGGUGUCUACAAAGAGCCUGCUGGAGUGCAAGGGGGUGUCUACAAAGAGCCUGCUGGAGUGCAAGGGGGUGUCUACAAAGAGCCUGCUGGAGUGCAAAGGGGUGUCUACAAAGAGCCUGCUGGAGUGCAAGGGGGUGUCUACAAAGAGCCUGCUGGAGUGCAAGGGGGUGUCUACAAAGAGCCUGCUGGAGUGCCAGUCUCUUGCCAAGGACAAGAUCCCCCAAGUGCUGA